AUGUCCUUGGGUUCAUUUGGCGAUCUGGGUAAGGCAGCGGAAGAUGUCCUUACGAAGCAUUUCAAGAAUUCUUUCUGCAAUUUUGUCUACAAGUCGAAGACCGAAAAUAAUGUCGAUGUCCACGUCGAAUGCAAUGGUCACAACUAUCAAACCACUGCGUUUGGCGAUCUUACCUUCAGGCCUUUUGAUGGCAUAUCCGUAAACACGAAGAUUAAUGAUACCAUGAAACUCACCAGCGAUAUUGAGAUAUCGGAAAAAAUAAGGGGUAUGAAACACAAUGUAGUGUGUAGUAUCGACAAAGCAGGGUAAGCAGCUCUUCCCGCCCAUGUAUAUUCGUGCUUUAGUGAGAAGAACCUCAAACUGAAGAGCUGUUUGAAGCAGGAUCACGUGAACUCUGAUAUUGAAGUGGACUUCGCCUCUAAAUUCCCUUGUACCGUCGGAUCAAUUGUUGUUGGGUAAUUUAUGCGUCGGACGCUAACUGCUUUAGUGGCAAAGGUUAUAUGGCUGGUGCCCAACUCUCGGUUGAUACUGACGGAUUCGAAGUAAAGAAAUAUGUCUACUCACUGGGUUACAUAUGCAAAGGAUUUGAGUUGCAUGGCUUCCUAACCAACCAUCAGGACGUCGACAUAAAGCUCUUCCAAUCCCACAGAGGUGUGGAUUACGGCUUCGCCAUAGGCUGGGACGGCAGGUCAAAAACCACUUCAUUCGGCGCGGCUGUGAUGUACAAACCGAAUAAGGACACGUUCCUGAAAGCCCGGUUGACUGAACGGUGGGCCUUGGCUUUGGCAUAUGGAGUAAGAUUCAUGCCCGGUAAUCGCCCUUCGGGAUUGUUGAUGUGGACCCUAUUUCUCAUUAACUCUGAUUAUUCAGUUUUUAAGGUGAUUAACCACCUUAAAAAGGUAAUUACCCUACACUGCCCCCGAGUCUCUCAGAAUUUCGAUAAAACUGAAGGAGGGUGAUAAUGCCUGUGGGAUUGUCUAUACGUAAGACAACUGUCCGUCUUUUUUUUUUUGGGGGGGGGGAGGGGAACUCUUCCCGGGUAACCUUUGCGCGCUGCUGAGGGGAUGGAUUGGUCGUCGUUUCUAUCUUAGGUAUAUUCUUUCGGGUCUACCCUCUCUGAACAUUCCUAUGGGUCAAGGCGCGUUCCCUAUAGUCGGACCGAGUUUGGGGCUUGACCUGCAUCAACCCGAAUAAGCCCAGCUGGCACUUCCUCCAUGAUCUUUUUUGCUGCCCAAUUCCACUUUUGACGCAGUAUGGGUAAGGAGCACUGCAUUCCCCUUGUCAGCUAAUUAUGCCAUCCCUGGUCGGCGUCCACAUCUGCUGAUAAUUUUAGUCGUUUGUAUUUUGUUUGGCCUGUUUUAUUUCAAAAUUUUCUUCGAACGUUUGCCUGCUGUCUUUAUUUCACGCCCAUCCAACAACACAUGUACAUUAUGUCUUUUAUUUACAAUAAUGAUACCCAGCGUUGUCGUUCGUCUUUACAAUGCUUUUGUAUAUUUUCGAGUUUUCCCCGAAAGUUUCAUGGCCAGCAUUUUUUUCUCCUUUUUGCUCGCCCCAAACAAAAAAGUAAAUAUGUAGAUUUCGUUUUGGUGUCAAUCCGUGACGAAAUUCGGAGUUGCUGUCUGCACCUUGAUGACCACUAAUCUCUGAUAUUUCGCUUUAUUAGCGCUGCAUUCAGUUGGCAAGUUCUCUAAACGCUUUUUCCGUUUAAGGAGCUUUGCUGACUGUCUCGGUGGAUACGGACACGACCUACAGGGCGACCAAUUACGGAAUGUGCCUGGAAAUUGAGAAGUGA
Molecule: messenger RNA, 1792 nt
Organism: Spirometra erinaceieuropaei
Lineage: Eukaryota; Metazoa; Platyhelminthes; Cestoda; Diphyllobothriidea; Diphyllobothriidae
Source: the annotation of a GenBank genome assembly